Dictyostelium purpureum is the source of this 2502-nucleotide messenger RNA. RefSeq lists its product as uncharacterized. Bases 1 to 2502 code for a protein of 833 amino acids. The record is from RefSeq and is a predicted model, not a curated record. The transcript is spliced from 3 exons. Lineage: Eukaryota; Evosea; Eumycetozoa; Dictyosteliales; Dictyosteliaceae.
AUGAAUAAAUUUAAUAAAAUCUUUAGAAAAUCCAUGGCUAUAGGGAGUCAUGGUGGUGAAAAUUCAUUAUCAUCAUCACCACCAAAAUCAUAUAGUGGCAGUAGUGGCAGUGGAUCAUCGCUAAAUCAUAGUACAGGCAGUGCACCAAAUAGUCAUCAUCAUCCUAACAUUCAACACUAUUCAUCAUCCCCAAAUUUAUUAAGCAAUACCAAUAAUAAUAAUAAUAAUAAUAAUACUUCAGUAUCGUCGGGAUCACUUUCAUCUUCACCUUCUAGUAUAUCAGCAUCAACUUCAACAUCAUCUAGAUCAUUAAAUAAUAAUAUAGCUUCAACAUCAAUUGGUAGUAAUGGAGGUGGACCAAGUUCAAACAACCUAUAUUCACAAUAUAACCCAUUGCCAUGCAUAGAUUUUGAACAAAUAUUUUUACCAUACAUUAGAGAUGGCGAUAGAAUUAAAAACUAUUUUCUAGUUCAUUCAAUUUUAUCAAAAAAAGGUAUACCAACAACAGCACAAGGAGUAAUUGAACACCAACAACAACACCAAAAUCAAGAUGGCACUAUCAUUACAACCACUAUUAUACGUAAUCGUAGUCAAAGCGAACAAGAUUCUCAAUCUAAAUCAUCAUGGCAACCAUUUUAUAAAAAGAAUUCAAAUGUUUCAUUCUUGGUUAUUUGUUCAAAGAAUAUUGUAAUUUUAGAUGCAACUUCCCACCCAUUCACCAUCACUAAAAAAAUAUCAAUUGGAGACAUAAAGGAAAUAGUUUUUGAAACUUCAGAUUUAGGUCUAUUUACAAUCGAAUUAAAUCCAAAUCCACACACUGACCAUUCCAAUCCCAACUUACUUUUCUUUACAGUUGGGUGUGAAAAGAAGGAUAUCUUUGAACAACUAAAUCAGUCGUUUGAUGAAAUGUUAAAAGAUUAUUAUAGUGAUAAAAAUAAAGAUUUAUUUAUAUUAAAAAAAUGUAAUAUGUUAAGUAGUGUCGAUCAAACAUAUAAAAAAGAAUUUAAGAAUCAUGUAAAUCAAUUAUUAGAUGAAAUUUCAAUGUAUGGUUUUACAGCACAAGAUCUUUGGGAAGGUAAUGCAGAUUUAAAAUUUUGGGUAGAUAAGAUUAAAGAUAAAAUUGAAUGGAACAGUGAUGAAAGAUUCCUUGUAGAGUUUAUUUUACCUCAAGAGAUGAAUUGUAAAAGGGUUUACAGGGUUCCAAAUGAUAUUCCUAUUAAAGAAAUUAUAAAUUUCCUUUGUAUCAAAGCUCAAAUUAUUCAAGACUCAUCAAUAUUUACCCUUGCAACCAUUAAAGGCAAAGAAUUGGAUGAAAUCGAUGUAUUGGGUGAUUAUGGUUUAGGUUCAUUCUUUGAUAAUUGGCAAUUAGUUUUAGUCGAAAAAGGUAAAACAAGAAGUGCAGGUCUUUUUAAUUUAGAGGUUCACUUUCCAGAUAGCCCAGAAUAUAGAGGAAGAUACCACCGUGUUUUAGAGUUGGAUGGAUAUAUGUGUGCUUCCAAGUUAGUAAAUUAUAUUGGAGAACAAAUGGAAAUUAAUAAAUCACACUUGUAUUCUAUCAAAUUGGAAAUUAUAGUAAAUAAUAGUAAUAAUGGAAAUAAUAGUGCAUCUCUACCUUCCUCAAACUCCAUAGUUUUAGAAGAUGAGGAUUAUUUAACAACUCAUGGUUUAGGAUCCAAAUUCUUAAAAUGUAAAUUAAAACUAAUACCAAAAAAACUACCAAAGGCCUCAAAAGAUAAAUUAAAAAAUUUAGAAGUUACAAAAUUAAUUAUCGAUGAUAUUGUAGAAAAUGCAUGGAAAGAAUUUAAUCAAAGAAAACAAGAAAAGGCAUCAAUUAUUUGUAACGAAAUAAUAAACUCGAUAAUAGAUACAACCGUAAUAGAAUGCCAAAGAGCAUCAACUUUAAGUUUAAGAAUGGCCUCAUUAAGCAUUGUUGGUCGUGCUGCAAUGUAUAAAAUAUUGGCCCAAAAGGAACAAGAGGAAUUAAAUUAUUAUAAACUAGAGGGUCAAAAAGCAAUUAUUAACCAAGCUAAAGAUUUAGUAAAUAGUCUAUCACCAGUAGCUGGCCCAAGCUCAGAUGUUCAAUUAGACGAUAAAACAGGUUCAAAUUCAUUACAUCGUGUUGCUCCACCUCCACCACCACCAAUUUUAGGUUUCAAGAACUUCAAACCAAAAAAGAAAGCUAUCGAAGAGACAUCUAGUACAUCUACUCCUGCUCAUUUGAAAAUGAAUAAUCCUAUGAUGGGUUUAGGCAGUGUCGAUAUGAAUCAAAUCCUUGGCAUGAGAAAUAAACUAAGAUCCCUUAAAAAACCGGAAGAGGAGGAUUCAAAACUAAAUCAAGAAGACAGAAAUAAAAUGGUAAACUUUACUCUUAGAAAUACAAAAAAUAUUCAAAAAAAUCAAUCAAAUCCAGUUGUAACAAAUGAAACAAACGAACUAAUGCAAAAACUUCAAAAAAGACAUCAAGCCGCAGCAUUAGAUGCAGAAGAUUUAGGGGAUUCUUAA